UUUUCUAGAAAAAAAUCUUGAUUGGUUCACAAAAUUCUUGACUUCAAUAAUUAUGCAUAGACAUUAGUCUCUGUAUUGGGUGAUGUUUCCCCAUCAAGUGACUUCUAUAUGCAUGGACACAUUCUCCAUAUUUUGUAAAUGUGCCUUAUUGUUUGCCUUACAUGACUUAUUGGCAGUGAUGUUACAUGUUCUACACACAACCUGUGCCUAAUACUGAUCAUGACAUGAUUUUUUGUGGCCUGUGACAUUGUUUUUAAACUAAGUUCUAAGAAAUUAAAAAAGUAAUCAUUUUAAUAGCAACAAUUCAUGUGAACUGUUUGUCACAUUUCUGAGUAUGUCCAUAAACUUCAUUAUGGUGUGCUAUUUAGCAGAAUGAAGCGGGAGAGUGAGGUACUUUCCAUCCCUGUUAAAAAUAAAAAGUCUAAAGUGACAUUCGAGGAACAGAAUAAUGAUGGUGGUAAAACAACAGAACACGACACAGAAUAUGAUAAGAGUGUGGUGAAUGAAAUGUUAAAGUCUGCAAUGGAGGGCAAGAUCAAACAAGUCAAGCAAACUAACACAAAGAAAAGGGAAAAGAAGCUAGAAGAGAAUUCUAGGCAUAAAGAAGAAUCAAACUCAACAAAUCCAGCCUUAAAGUACUUGUCUACAUGGUAUUAUGAUAGAAAGGAAUGGAAAUUUAAAAAAGUUCGACAAACUUGGCUGUUACAAAACGCAUAUGACAAGGGCGAAGUUUCUAAGGAAAAUUUUAAGAUGUUAUUGAAAUACAUAGAGGAUAUGAAGGGAAAAUCAAGAAGCGUCACAUUGGAAAAUGCUCAAAAAAUCAUUGAAGAUGACACAGAAACAGACAGAAGGAAGAUAAAGCGUGCCACAAAAAUUGUGAAAUUAUUGUCAUGAAAAGUAUACGCAAGGAGAGAAUCAAGUCAAGAUAAUCGAAUAAAGAUGCAGUGUUUAUAGUGGUGGAAGCAGUUCUCAACACGCCAACACGCCAGUGGACCGAUAAUCAGCAAAAGUAUCGUAUGUUACGAUUGAAGUCGGCUUACGGUAAUGCGAUACUUACUAUUUCCGUGUAUCGGUUGACGUGUAAAACAGAUGAACUUGUGUCCACGAGUUAACUACGCGUUGUGAAGUAUUUGCGGUUUAUUGAGAGAAAAAAUUAAUGUAUAUUUGUAAAUUGUAGCGUUUCUUAAUUUUUCUGCCCUGAAAAAUCUUUUAGCACAAAUUUUCAGGUUUUGGCCUGUAUGACGUUUGUUCUUUUUAACUUGUCGUAUGA
This is a messenger RNA of Hydractinia symbiolongicarpus, 1270 nucleotides long. RefSeq lists its product as uncharacterized. The transcript is spliced from 3 exons. Lineage: Eukaryota; Metazoa; Cnidaria; Hydrozoa; Anthoathecata; Hydractiniidae. The coding region runs from base 373 to 894 and encodes 173 amino acids. The record is from RefSeq and is a predicted model, not a curated record.